AUGGCGGCGCUGGUGGAGGUGGCGGGGCCGGGGGAGAUGCCGCCGGCACCGGUGCGGUCGCCGGCGACGGCGGCGCGGGUGGGGCCGGCGGUGCCGGCGGAGAUGUUUACAGUGACCAACACCCCCAAGCCGCCCUGCCACGGCUGGGGCUGCCUGCCAACCUGCGACACUUGCAACACCACCGUCCCCGCCGAGGACCGCGUGGUAACGCGGCAGCAUGGCAUUUACUACUACUCCGCCCCGUGCUGGUGGAAGCCCUACAUCUCCGGCUACCUGGACCAGUGCACCGUCUUCCACACCACCGGCUACCGCUCGCCCAGCCUGUGCAGCGACGGCCACUGCUACAUCCAGAUCAAGCUGCCCCACACCCACUGCCCCGUGUGGGUCAUUGACCGCGACUGCGGCGCCGGCAAGGAGCCCACCACACACAAGGCCUGGUCUGGCUGGGACAACGCCUGCCAGGGAGGCCACACCGAUGACAAGACUACCCACCCCGUUGACUGGGGCAGCGACACCGAUUGGGGCCACGACAACUGGGGUGGCAGUGGCGGGGAUGGCGGUGCGGGCGGCAACGGCGGGCAUGGCGGAGACGGCUGGGGCGGCGGCUCCACGGCUGGGGAUGGUGGCCCAGGGGGUGAUGGCGGGUCUGGCGGCGAUGCCUGGGGCGGCGGCUCCACAGCUGGGGAUGGUGGCCCAGGGGGCGACGGCGGGUCUGGCGGCGACGCCUGGGGCGAUGACUCCACUGCCGGCGAUGGUGGCCCGGGCGGUGACGGCGGGUCUGGCGGCGAUGCCUGGGGCGAUGACUCCACAGCUGGGGAUGGUGGCCCAGGCGGUGACGGCGGGUCUGGCGGCGAUGCCUGGGGCGAUGACUCUACUGCCGGCGAUGGUGGCCCGGGCGGUGACGGCGGGUCUGGCGGCGAUGCCUGGGGCGAUGACUCCACUGCCGGCGAUGGUGGCCCGGGCGGUGAUGGCGGGUCUGGCGGCGAUGCCUGGGGCGAUGACUCCACUGCCGGCGAUGGUGGCCCGGGCGGUGAUGGCGGGUCUGGCGGCGACGCCUGGGGCGAUGACUCCACUGCCGGCGAUGGUGGCCCGGGCGGUGAUGGCGGGUCUGGCGGCGACGCCUGGGGCGACGACUCCACAGCUGGGGAUGGUGGCCCGGGCGGUGACGGCGGGUCUGGCGGCGACGCCUCUGGCAACAACGCCGAUGCGGGCGAUGGUGGCGCCGGUGGCGAUGGCGGGACUGGCGGGGAUGCCGAAGGCGACAACGCCGAUGCGGGCGAUGGUGGCGCCGGUGGCGAUGGCGGGACUGGCGGGGAUGCCGAAGGCGACAACGCCGAUGCGGGCGAUGGUGGUGUCGGUGGCGAUGGCGGCGCAGGGGGCGAUGCCGAAGGCGACAAUGCCGAUGCGGGCGAUGGCGGCGCCGGUGGCGAUGGCGGGACUGGCGGGGAUGCCGAAGGCGAUGGCGCAACUGCUGGCGAUGGCGGCGCGGGUGGCGCCGGCGGCGACGGCGGAAACGCUACCGGCCGCAAGCUGAGGCUGAGGCGCCUCCUGAUGUGA
This is a messenger RNA of Chlorella variabilis, 1557 nucleotides long. RefSeq lists its product as hypothetical. The record is from RefSeq and is a predicted model, not a curated record. NCBI's taxonomy places the organism in Eukaryota, Viridiplantae, Chlorophyta, Trebouxiophyceae, Chlorellales, Chlorellaceae. The transcript is spliced from 21 exons. Bases 1 to 1557 code for a protein of 518 amino acids.